Rhodotorula graminis WP1 is the source of this 1737-nucleotide messenger RNA. RefSeq names its product glycoside hydrolase family 13 protein. Gene Ontology annotation, biological process: carbohydrate metabolic process. Bases 20 to 1612 code for a protein of 530 amino acids. Gene Ontology annotation, molecular function: hydrolase activity, hydrolyzing O-glycosyl compounds; calcium ion binding. The transcript is spliced from 7 exons. The record is from RefSeq and is a predicted model, not a curated record. Lineage: Eukaryota; Fungi; Basidiomycota; Microbotryomycetes; Sporidiobolales; Sporidiobolaceae.
CCCCACCUCGCUCGCCGCCAUGCCCGUCCCCCAAUCUCCUCCCGCUCCUCGCUACCGCACCGAGAACUGGCGUGCCAACGCUCGCGCGCUCGGCAAGGGCGACCACAAGAAGGGCUCGUCCAACUACACGAUGCUCCAGGGCUUCGAGUGGUACACGCCCGGCGGCGGCGUCUACUACAAGGACAUGGAGUCCAAGGCCAAGGAGCUCGGCGAGAUGGGCAUCACGGCCGUGUGGAUGCCGCCGCCGACCAAGUGCGACACUCCCGACUCGGUCGGCUACUCGCCGUACGACCUGUGGGACCUCGGCGAGUUCGAGCAGAAGGGCGGCAAGGCGACCAAGUGGGGCACCAAGGACGAGUUCCUCAGCUGCAUCAAGGCGCUCAAGGACAACGGCAUCGUCGUCUACAUCGACGCCGUCCUCAACCACAAGAUGGGCGCCGACCGCGCCGAGAAGUUCCACGCGACCAAGGUCGACGAGCACGACCGCAACAAGGAGAUCAGCGACCUGUACGAGAUCGAGGGCUGGACCGGCUUCGACUUUGACGCGCGCAUGAAGACCGAGCGCGGCCGCAAGCUGUCCGAGAUGAAGUGGAGCCACAUUCACUUCACCGGCGUCGACUACGACAACAAGACGCAGGAGAACGGCAUCUUCAAGAUCCAGGGCGAGGGCAAGACGUGGGCCAAGGCUGUCGACAAGGAGGAGGGCAACUACGACUACCUCAUGGGCUCCGACAUUGAUCACUCGCACCCGGCGGUGCGCGAGGACCUGAUCAACUGGGGCGUCUGGAUCAUGAAGGAGACGGGCGCCGCCGGCUUCCGGUUCGACGCCAUCAAGCACAUCGAUGAGGGCUUCGUCGCCGAGUUCGUCAAGCAGGUUCGCGAGCGCCUCGACAACGAGGACCUGUUCUGCGUCGGCGAGUUCUGGAAGAUGGCGCUCCCGGCGCUCGAGUCGUACCUCGACAAGUUCCCCGAGCAGAUGUCGCUCUUCGACGCGUGCCUCCACAACAACUUCCACUCGGCCGGCGAGCAGGGCCCGAGCUUCGACCUGCGCCAGAUCUUCGACGGCACCCUCCUCCAGUCGCGCCCGGUCGACGCCGUCACCCUCGUCUGCAACCACGACACGCAGCCGACCCAGGCCCUCGAGGCGCCCGUCGCCACCUGGUUCGCUCCGCUCGCCUACUCGCUCAUCACCCUGCGCGGCGACGGCUACCCGUGCAUCUUUGCCGGCGACCUGUGGGGCUGCAAGUCGGAGCCGCCCGUCGACCCGAUCGCCCAGCUCGGCGACAUCGUCAAGGCGCGCAAGUGGUUCGCCUACGGCGAGACCCGCGACUACUGGGACCACGCCAACUGCGUCGGCUGGGUUCGCGAGGGCGACGACGAGCACGACGGCUGCGCCGUCGUCGUCUGCAAUGGUACCGCACCGGGCGAGAAGCGCAUGCAGCUCGAGGGCGGCGACAAGCACAAGGGCGAGGUCUGGGUCGACCUCCUCGGCUGGUUCCAGGGCGAGGUCACCAUCGAGGACGACGGCUGGGCGACGUUCGGCUGCCCGGAGCAGAGCGUGUCCAUCUGGACCAAGAAGGAUGCUCGCGGCAAGGAGGCGUUCGCCAAGUGAGCGAGAGGGCGAGCGGGCGAGCGGGCGAGCGAGGAGAAGGGGCUCGAGCGAUACCACCGCAGUAGACUUUUCUUUUAUCUCGGGCAUCCGUCACAAUGACACAAGGGCAUAUGGUCAACAUGCAG